Messenger RNA from Crotalus tigris (Tiger rattlesnake), 4671 nucleotides. It is a transcript of the gene OTOP3, whose product is annotated as otopetrin 3. Gene Ontology annotation, cellular component: membrane. The transcript is spliced from 7 exons. NCBI's taxonomy places the organism in Eukaryota, Metazoa, Chordata, Lepidosauria, Squamata, Viperidae. Gene Ontology annotation, molecular function: proton channel activity. Bases 267 to 2078 code for a protein of 603 amino acids. Gene Ontology annotation, biological process: proton transmembrane transport. The record is from RefSeq and is a predicted model, not a curated record.
UAAGUCAACAGAGAGAAAAAAUCAAUGCAAACUACACUUUCCAUUGGCAACUCUGCAUGCCGGUGACGACUUCUCAAUUCUUCUGAGAAGAAAGAACAUUUCCAUCCUAGAGAAGAAAUGGCAUUUUAAAGGGGGGGGGGAUUCUUUUUGUUAAUUCAGUUUCUCUGGAAGAUUCAUUUCUGAUCCUUUUCCCGCAGAGACUGCAGCUAAGCCACCAGUCCUGAGAUAAAGAAUUCCAGAAGCAGUACAUUUAUCAACCAAUUGUCAUGGACAGGAAAGAGAUAAUUCAGGAGGAACACCAACUUGAAGAAACUGGAGAUGAAUUGUUGACUACACAGCCAGAGUCCUGGAAGAUCCAUUAUGAGAAGUCGUGGCUUCACCAACAUUGCUCAUCAUUGUUACCUUGUGACAAGCAGGCCCGGAAGACUGGGCAGCUCUUCUCUGGACUUCUAGCCAUGAAUGUUGUGUUUCUUGGCAGUGCAUUCAUAUGUAGCAUGAUUUUCAACAAAGUAGCCAUUACAUUGAGAGAUGUCUGGAUUUUCCUAUCCAUCCUCAAGAUCCUAUCCUUGAGCUGGAUAGCAUAUUACUUACUGUUCACUAGAAGGAAACCACAUGCCAUCUUGUAUCAGGAUGCCCAUGCAGGGGCUAUUUGGAUUAGAGGGUCUUUAAUAUUGUUUGGAGUAUGCAGCGUUGCCUUGCACAGUUUCCGAAUUGGGUAUGACAUUAUCUACAUUCAGAGCGAAUCACAAAUGGAAAUCUUGUUCCCAUCCAUACAAAUACUCUUCAUCUGCAUUCAGACUUACUUUAUAUGGUGUCAUGCAAAAGACUGUAUCCAGGUUCAGCACAACCUCACCAGAUAUGGGCUAAUGCUGACCUUGUCCACUAACCUCCUGUUAUGGCUUUUAGCAGUGGCCAAUGAUACAGUUCACAGACAAAUUGAAUCAGAAUUUAACCAGUCUCUACAAAGAUAUAAAGCUAAUUUGACGUUCUCCUGCAAGGACUCAAACAAGACCACCUGCAAGAUCUUCCAAAAAGGAUAUAUUUUGUUAUAUCCCUUCAAUACAGAAUACUGUUUGAUUUGUUGCUCCAUGCUGUAUGUCAUGUGGAAGAACGUGGGCCGGCGCAUAACCCAGAGCCAUACCUCUGGAAUCCAGCCUAGAUUCAAACUCCAUGGCAUCAUCUGGGGGCCUUUGCUUGGUAUCGCUGCAAUAAUUAUCGGUAUUUGCACUUUCAUGAUAUAUCAAAUCCAAGCCACCAGUUCUUUCCCUACCUAUAUGUCAUUCAUACUGUAUUAUUCCUACUACAUUUGUUUAUUGCCUGCAAUGACUGUGGGGGCUUUGGCUGGAACUGUUGUCCAUGCUUUAGAAGAAAGAGAGCUGGAUACUCUGAAAAAUCCAACCAGAAGCCUUGAUGUCAUCCUGCUCAUGGGAACAGCCUUAGGCCAAAUCGCCAUCUCGUAUUUUUCCAUUGUAGCCAUUGUGGUCACCCAUCCAAUAAGCAUGUUGAACAGCAUCAUUCUAGCCUAUUCAAUAAGCCUCAUCAUUCAACACAUUUCCCAGAAUAUCUUCAUCAUUGAGGGCCUCCACAGGCAACCAUUACUGAUGAGUGAGGACUCUCAACUUGCUGCACAUUCCACUCAAGGGCCUCCCUCCUCCCAAGUUCUGCCUAAUGAAGAUAGGGCUCUAUCCCAUCUCUGUGAAGAACCUGUCCCAUCCCCUGCUGGUGAGGAGACAGACAAAAGUGAAAGAGAGAAAUGUGAAAACAGCUCCCCAAACAUGGAUAACUUAGAGACAAGACAGGAAAAACAGAGUGUUUCGUGGACUUACAUCCAGGCCUACAGGCAUCUGAAUUGGAAAAGAAGAGCUCUGAAGGAGAUCUCCAGCUUCCUGAUCAUGUGCAAUAUCAUUCUGUGGAUUAUGCCAUCAUUUGGAGCACAUCCAGUGUUUGAGAAUGGAAUAGAGAAAUCAUUUUAUGGCUAUUCCACCUGGUUUGCCAUUGUCAACUUUGGGCUCCCGUUGGGUGUGUUCUACCGAAUGCAUUCUGUUGGUGAUCUUCUGGAGGUCUAUCGCUCUGCCUGAAGCAAUCUAAAUUUUCUCAUAUUGCUGUUUUUAUUUUGCUACAAAUGUGAUUACAAAGACCACAAAUGAUUUGUGAUAUCAUUUUGAAUAAUUCUUUAAUCAGAAAAAAUACUCUGAUCUUGUCGGUAAGUAGUCCAUUAAUCAUUGAAGGUUCAUUUCUCCUUAAUAGCUCUUAAUAGGAUUGAUUUGUUCUGUACACAUUACUUACAAAAUCUAAUUACAGUGACGCUGAACAAUUAUUAACCUUAAGAAUACAAGUCUAAUGUCACAUUUGAAAGAGAAGUAAACUAUGUCGAGAAUGGCAAUCCCUUGGGUAAAAUGGUCAUUUUUUAUUACUGCAACAAUCCUUGGAUAUGGCUGAAUCAUUGGGAAGAGACUAAGAAACGGAGCACUUUUAAGUUAAGGACAUUUCUAUCAAUGUCUUUUGAAAUGGCAUGAAAAUAUCCCAGGUGUGGCACCUAUUUACAUCUAUGAUCAAAGCACAAAGAUUGUGUCAUUCAUAUGUAUGUGAUAAUACAAAGCCAUUCUAGAUAUGUUUGUGACAACUGGCCUUAUAUUUUGCAUCAGCGGAGGCAAUAAAUGUAAUAUUUAGGAAGACUGAAACAUAACUUUGAUAUCAAGCAGAUAAUAAGAAAACAUCUCAAGUGGAUUUCUGAUAUACCUUGGGAGAAUUCAAAUUUUAUAACUUGGAUCUAUAGCAAUUUUUUUUUAUUAAAUGAUAAAAAGUGUGAAAAGAGCAAGGCUCUCUCCUUACAAAUCGACAAGCAACUUUGUUUAGGAUUCCAUACCACGCCAAUAGUCCCAUUUACACUUGGAUAGUCUUGCCCUGCACUAGACAGCCUUACUCAGAUGAUCCCCACACCAUGAUGAAAUGAUUGCUUCUUCCAAGGCUAUGUUGUUAGACCAGGAUCAUACAAAUUUUGAGUUAAGCCAGGUCAGGAAUAAUCCUGUUUUCAUUUUUUUAUCUUGCACACCAAAUAUAUAAAUAAUUAAAACCGAAGCAGGAAUAAAUAUAUUAAAGCAGAGUAAAAUAUCAGGUUCAGGAUCUGAUCAGAAAUACUAAUUUAAUUAUUGAAAUAUGCAGAAGCAGAACUGUGGAGAAACUUCCAACCUCUUAAAAAUGAUAAUUAGCUAAACUUUCCAGCUAAACUUUACUACAUGUGCUCCAAUUCAGGGGUCCCCAACCCCCGAUCCAUGGACCGGCACUGGUCUGCAGCAUGCCAGCAACCGGUCCACACAAACAAGCGAAGCCCCAUCCAUGGCAUGCAGGCAGCAUGCAAAACCACACCCCCUCCAGUCCAUGGAAAAACCUUUCUCCAUGGAACCGGUCCCUGGUGCCCAAAAGCUUCAGGGCCACUACUCUUAAUUGUUUGCUCAGAGUUCAGGAUACAAAAAAACAGACUGCAUUGAAAAACCGCCUCUAGGUUAUUGUAGAUGUUUGAUUAUAUAAGGGAUUAAAACUGAUCCAAGCUUUGCAAUCAAUCUACCUUUUAGUAAUAACUAAACCUUUCUCUUUGAUAAGAGGUAGCAGGUGGAAGUGUAAACAUUUCUUAUUUUAUUGCUCUCCUGUAAAAUAAAUCAUUUCAAAGUUACUAAGAUAGAGUCCAGGGCUUGGCUUUCUCACAUCUCUUACUUUAGAAAAGUAAGCCAAAAUAGGCUGCAGGAAGUUUAUUCAGCUCCAUUCAGAAAACCUCUGCUCCAAAGAGUCAGCUGGCCCAAACACCAAAGAACAAACGUUGUUAAGGGUUGGAAUUUUGCAUUUUGGCUAGUUUUGUUCUGUUUUGUAUCAAUUAAAGUUGCCAGAGGAAAUAAGAAUCGAGUAAGUUAGCAUUCUUAAAAAGUUGUCCCAUUCUUCCCAGGUCGAAACCCAAGGUCCUAUCCAAGGAACUUACUGAAAGUUGGUGGGUUUUGAGGAAAAAGCAGAGAAAAGUUAGUGCUCUGGCAAUAAAGACCAGUGCAGUUUGAAGCAGAUACGCGAGCCAAGAAACUUACUGAAAGUUGGUGGUUUUGAGGAAAAGCAGAGAAAAGUUAGUGCUCUGGCAAUAAAGACCGGUGCAGUUUGAAGCAGAUACGCGAGCCGUGGCUCUUAGACCAACUGGUUACCCAGAAUCUAAAUAUUUCUUUCAAAUUCUGAAAAAAGAAGUCUCACAUUCCUCACUCACAACAACUGGCAAAUUCACGUCAAUUUCCUUAAAUUUCAUGUUGCUUUGAAGGUACAUUUAUUUUGUACAUUUUAAUUCCACAAACUCUUCUAGAAUCUGGGGUACAGGCCACCUGUCCCCUUCUUCUCAUUAGCAAAUGUGCUAGUGUAACAUGAACAAUAAAAUAUUGAUCCAAGAGCUCCUCUGCAGCCGUGCCUUUAAUGGAAAGGUACAUGUUGCAAAGAAUGCCACAGCAUCAUAAAUCAAACAGUAACACAAAUAAGCUAAUAAACCUCUUGUGAUAUAGAUAAAGCCAGCUAAAGCAUUUAAGAUAAUUUUAUCUUCAUAUGUAAAGUAAAUAGUUUAUAGUGCAAUUUUGAUUCUUCAGGGAACAAAGAGCAGAGAUGCAAUUCUAAAGAAAGAAAAAGUCAAGAUAAAUUCACAAAAAAAAA